AUGGAGCCACGCGGCCCGGGCGCGGAGGCCGGCAUGGAGGGCGCGGCAGGCGACCCUUACCGGCGGCCGGCGCGGCGCACACAGUGGUUGCUGAGCGCAUUGGCGCACCACUACGGGUUGGACCGCGGCGUGGAGAACGAGAUUGUAGUGCUGGCCACAGGCCUGGACCAGUACCUGCAGGAGGUCUUCCACCACCUCGACUGUCGCGGCGCCGGCCGCCUGCCCCGCGCCGACUUCCGCGCGCUAUGCGCCGUGUUAGGGCUGCGCGCCGAGGGGACCGCUACCGCCGGGGAGGGAGCCGGGGACGCGGCCGCUGGGGAGGCGCCUGACGGGGACGCGGACGCCGAGGAGGAGGCGCGCCUGGCGCUGUGCGCUGAGCCUCCAGAACUCACUUUCCGCCAGUUCCACGCCCGCCUCUGCGGCUACUUCGGCACCCGCGCGGGGCCUCGGUUGCCCCGCGGCGCGCUCAGCGAGCACAUCGAGACGCAGAUCCGCUUGCGCCGCCCGCGCCGCCGCCGCCGCCCGCCCCGCGCGCCUGGCCCCGACAGCGGCCCAGACGGCGAGCUUGUGGCGCGGCUGGAGGAGGAGAACAGCAGCCUGCGGGAGCUGGUGGAGGACCUGCGCGCCGCGCUGCAGAGCAGUGAUGCGCGCUGCCUAGCGCUGCAGGUCGGUCUCUGGAAGAGCCAGGUGGGCGCCCUUCAGGUGGGGCCCGGCGGGACCGAGGCGGCGGCGCAGGAACUUCGCGCGGAGGAGGCCCGGCAGGCAGUGCUGCGCAGCCUGAGCCGCGUGCGGGAGCUCGAGGCGCUAGCCCAGCAGGUGCCCGGCCUGCAGCGCUGGGUGCGGCGCCUGGAGGCAGAGCUGCAGCGCCACAGGUCAGAGGUCACCCAGCUCCCAGUCUCGUCACAAGCCAGCCCAGAUCCAGAAGCUAAGAGUGGAGAACCUGAGGACAGUGUGGCCAGAGACCCGGGCCCUCCUCCCGAGGGAGCAGCCUGGCAGUCAGACAGCAGCUCCGGAAGCAGACGCCUUGACGAAAGGGACGAGCAGCUUUUCCGCUCCGUGGAGGGCCAGGCCGCCUCGGACGAGGAGGACGCCGAGGAGAAGAAGUGGCAGGAGGGGCAGAGGGCCCCAGCGGCCGAAGUCAAAAAGCUGCUAGCGGGCCUCUCCGGCUGCGGGAGUGGGUGUGAUGGCCAGCCCGCCAAGAAGCUCAUGACCUACUUCGGCCACUUUGGCAAAGCAGACCACACCUGCACCCUGGGGGAGCUGAAGGCCCACGUUGCCAUGCUGGUGGAGCAGCUGGGGACCCAGGGCUGCAUUGGGAAGACCCUGGGGACACCUGGGGAGGAGGCAGAGCUGCAGCGGAAGGUGGAGGAGAACGAGCACCUGAGGCUGGAGCUGCAGAUAGUGGAGACGGAGCGGGUGCGGCUGUCCCUGCUGGAGGAGAAGCUGGUGGACGUGCUGCAGCUCCUGCAGAGGCUCCGGACCCUGAACAUUUCGAAAAGAGCUUUGGGGAAGAUUUUGCUGAGCACAUUGAACGCUUGCGGGGAUCCCCCACAAGAGGGGAGAGCUGGGCCCUUGGCCACCCUGGAUGUCCUCCACCAAGCCCUGGCCGGCUGCAAGCUCUUGCGGAGACAGCCCUUGGCUCCAGCCUCCACAGCGCCUGCCCUCAACGACUCCCUCCUCAUCUCCUGCUGA
Trichechus manatus latirostris (Florida manatee) is the source of this 1692-nucleotide messenger RNA. RefSeq names its product EF-hand and coiled-coil domain containing 1 (gene EFCC1). Lineage: Eukaryota; Metazoa; Chordata; Mammalia; Sirenia; Trichechidae. Gene Ontology annotation, molecular function: calcium ion binding. The record is from RefSeq and is a predicted model, not a curated record. The transcript has 9 exons. The coding region runs from base 1 to 1692 and encodes 563 amino acids.